CACGGGUUUAUUGCCUGUUUACGACAGCUCAGAUUUCAGUUCUACAGGCAAAUGGCAAGGAAUAAGUCAAAGCAGAUCGGAGGCCCGAAACGCCAUCUGGAGAACCAACCGUCUUUUGAGCCCCUCGCUGGGGCAGAAUAUGUUGUCGACGAGAAGUUUCGGAGAGUCAAACCGUACUACUUUGAAUACCGUACAAACGCUAAAGAGCGAUGGAGAGACAGAAAUAUCUUGGAUGUGUUCGUCACUGAGUUUCGCAGCCAUACGGACGAUUACUACAAGAUGACCAUCGAGAAGGGUUUAAUCCUAGUCAACGAAAAGCCUGCAGCGCUGGACACAAUUGUGAAGAACGGUGACGUGAUCACUCACAAAGUACACCGUCACGAACCGGCCGUGACCUCGAAACCCAUUGGGAUCAUUUACAAAGACGAAGAUUUGCUAGUCAUCGACAAGCCAGCAGGUGUUCCUGUACACCCAGCUGGCAGAUACCGACACAACUCCGUUAUCCAUAUCCUGAGAGUGGAUUAUGGCAUCGACGUGGUUGCACCGUGUAACAGACUGGACAGAUUGACGUCCGGCAUUAUGUUCCUUGCUAUGAGUCGCAAGGGCGCCGAAGACAUGACUAAACAACUUGUUGAGCGUACAAUCAAGAAAGAGUACGUCUGUAAAGUCUACGGAGAAUUCCCAGACGGCGAGAUCGUUUGUGACCAGCCGAUUCUCACUGUAUCUGCCAAGCUCUCUCUCAACCGGGUGAAGCCAGACGGAAGGGACUCAAAAACCAUUUUCCAAAGGCUUCGGUACGAUCCAGCAACCAACAUGUCUAUUGUCCACGCCAAGCCUCUAUCAGGGCGUACCCACCAGAUCCGAGUGCACUUGCAAUGGUUGGGGUAUCCUAUUGCAAAUGAUCCGAUUUACGCCAACCCCCGUGUCUGGGGUCCGGAAUUCGGAAAAGGGGGUGCAGGGGAUGACGAAGAGAUCAAGGCGAAGUUGCACUUAAUGGGCCGUGGAGAGCCCGCAGAUACCAUAGCGUGGAAGGCUGCGAGGAAGGAAGGUGAGGAACCAACAGGAGAGGUUCUAGAUGGAUCACUUUGUGAGAUAUGCGAGGUGCCGCUAUAUUCCGACCCGGCGGAGCAUGAGAUGGGAUUGUGGUUACAUGCAUUCAAGUACGCUGCUGAAGACGGAAGUUGGGGCUGGCAUACAGAAGUACCGGAUUGGGCAAAGGAGUUCGGUGUACUGAAGAUUGGUAAAGAUUCGGAGGAAGCUGGUGUUGCGAGUGAAGUCGUAGAGGCGAAGCAGGCAGUGGGUGUUGAGGAGCAGCCUGAAGCCAAAAGACUGAAAACCGACUCAGACGCACCAAAGAGCUUGUGGGAUAAGUUUUGUAAUUUCUUUCGGUAAGGGCGUGAUCUGC
This is a messenger RNA of Saitoella complicata NRRL Y-17804, 1405 nucleotides long. RefSeq names its product pseudouridine synthase. The transcript has 2 exons. Gene Ontology annotation, molecular function: RNA binding; pseudouridine synthase activity. Lineage: Eukaryota; Fungi; Ascomycota; Saitoellomycetes; Saitoellales; Saitoellaceae. The coding region runs from base 52 to 1392 and encodes 446 amino acids. Gene Ontology annotation, biological process: pseudouridine synthesis. The record is from RefSeq and is a predicted model, not a curated record.